UAAUAGCGUAGCCGAGAGAGUAGUUGGCUCUUAGAUAUCAUCUUAUAUAUCCCUCUAUUUAAGCGGCUUCCCCUGCUGCUUUCCUUGUUACUCAAUCUCUUUUUUUUCCGACUGAGAAGAAAAGGCAGCACAGGUGGCCGGGAUGGAUGGGGUGGAGAACAGAGAAUUAAAGGAAGUGAAGGUGGGAAACCGAACAAGAGGGAGGAGUAGUUUUGAUUUAAUUCUGAGGGUUUUGGCGUUGGUGCUCACCUUGGUGGCCGCUAUUCUUCUUGGGGUGGACAAGCAGACUAAGGUUGUUCCGGUUCAGCUUGUCUCAACCCUGCCAGUUCUCCAUGUUCCGGUUACUGCUAGGUGGCAUCACUUGUCUGCCUUCGUGUAUUUUGUGGUGGCCAAUGCUAUUGUAUCUUCAUACGCAGCCCUCUCUCUAGUCCUUUUAUUCACAGGCAUGGGUGCAAACCGCGUCUUAAAGUCAGCGAUCAUCAUCAUCGAUACGCUAAUGGUGGCAUUGCUCUUCUCCGGCAUCGGAGCCACCGCCGCAGUCGGCUUAAUUGGCUACCAAGGGAAUUCUCACCUCCGGUGGGGAAAAGUGUGUAACGUGUUUGAGAAAUUUUGCCAUCAAGUGUUAGCAUCUAUUGCGCUUUCUAUGCUUGGAUCACUAGCGUUUAUCUCGAUAGUUGUCUUCUCUGCUUUGAGAGGCCAUGGAAAAUCCUAGGGUAAAAUGGUCAAGUAUAUAUUAAUAACAAUAUUAGAAGGCUCCCUAAUAAUGUUAUGUCCUGCAUUUGUAUCAAGUGAAUUGAAUGAGUUUCUAAAUCCCUAUUUUUGUUAGAAAUUGGGGGUGAUGGAUAUGAUGUUGUGGCUUUCAUUUGGCCAGAUUUCUCAUGAGGGAAGAAAGGAAUAAAUUAUAAAAUGUUGGAGCAUUCA
This is a messenger RNA of Alnus glutinosa, 921 nucleotides long. RefSeq names its product CASP-like protein 1E1. The record is from RefSeq and is a predicted model, not a curated record. NCBI's taxonomy places the organism in Eukaryota, Viridiplantae, Streptophyta, Magnoliopsida, Fagales, Betulaceae. Bases 143 to 712 code for a protein of 189 amino acids. The transcript is spliced from 2 exons.